This is a messenger RNA of Syngnathus acus (greater pipefish), 2123 nucleotides long. It is a transcript of the gene htr5ab, whose product is annotated as 5-hydroxytryptamine (serotonin) receptor 5A, genome duplicate b. Lineage: Eukaryota; Metazoa; Chordata; Actinopteri; Syngnathiformes; Syngnathidae. Bases 373 to 1764 code for a protein of 463 amino acids. Gene Ontology annotation, cellular component: dendrite; plasma membrane. The record is from RefSeq and is a predicted model, not a curated record. Gene Ontology annotation, molecular function: neurotransmitter receptor activity; G protein-coupled serotonin receptor activity. Gene Ontology annotation, biological process: chemical synaptic transmission; G protein-coupled receptor signaling pathway, coupled to cyclic nucleotide second messenger. The transcript is spliced from 4 exons.
GGAAAGAAAAUGAAAAAAAUCGGAACUACUAACUACUCCCUUUAUGAUUAUUUUUCAAAAAAGCAGCAGGCAUAUUUAGUCAUGUUUUCAAGUAAGAUGGGAAUGAGCUUGGGUAAAAGUAACCCAAUGUACAGCAACCCAGCAAGAAGGCUGGAAAAUCAGCCCAGCAUUGUUUUGUGACAACAAGCGGCCACGUGCGCCAACAGCGAUUUACAGGACCCCCAACUAAAAGAGGCGUCAACGUUGUCUAAGAAACAAGAUGAAGACGUCAUCUGCAUCUGCUGUUGCAUCCUUGCUUGCCUCCGAUAAGGCAGCGCCCCAUCCGUGCAUCCUUCUUCACUUGGCUCAGAAGAACGCAGCGUUUAGCAUGAAAUGGACUCAGAAUCCUCCUCCCUCCCUCCCUCCCUCCCACCUCUCGCGCCUCGUCCACCCCACCCCCUCCAUGCCAACCGACGGGGUUCAUCCCUCACGCUGUGUAUGUGUGUGUGUAGUCAAGCCACACUGAGCCAUCAGUCGCCCCCCCGCCCCCAAGGCGACGAUGGAUGCAAGCAAAGCACGCACGGAGGAGCACCUUCUGCCGCACUAUUACUUGACGCUGGAUCGCUAAACGGGAUGCAGAAUGACUCGACGGCCAUUUUGGAAUGGUCAAACAUGACUUAUCCCAACGUCAGCGCGGCCGACGUCAGCGUGGCCGACGUCAGCGUGGCCGACGUCGGCGCGGUGAACGGCAGCGCGGCCAACGGCAGCGCGGGCCGCGCGGCCGACGUCGGCAUGGCCAACGCCGGCUCAGCGGGUGAGGCGUAUCGGCCGUUCGCGCUGUUCAGCGUGCUGACGCUGACGCUGUUGGCCAUGCUGGCCGUGGCCACCUUUGUGUGGAACCUGCUGGUGCUGGUGACCAUCCUGCGGGUUCGCACGUUCCACCGGGUGCCGCACAACCUGGUGGCGUCCAUGGCCAUUUCUGACGUGAUGGUGGCGGCGCUGGUGAUGCCGCUGAGUCUGGUGCACGAGCUGAACGGACGGUUGUGGAAGCUGGGCCGGGUGCUCUGCCAGGUAUGGAUCUCCUUCGACGUGCUGUGCUGCACGGCCAGCAUCUGGAACGUGACGGCCAUCGCUCUGGACCGCUACUGGUCCAUCACGCGCCACCUGGAGUACACGCUGAAGACGCGCAAGAAGAUCUCCAACGUGAUGAUCGCCCUGACGUGGCUGCUGUCCUCCAUCAUCUCGCUCUCGCCGCUCUUCGGCUGGGGCGAGACGUACGCCGAGGGCAUGAAGUGCCAGGUGAGCCAGGAGCCGUCCUACACCAUCUUCUCCACCUUCGGCGCCUUCUACCUGCCGCUCUGCGUGGUGCUCUUUGUCUACUGGAAGAUCUACAAGGCGGCCAAGUUCCGGAUCGGCUCGCGCAAGAGCAACACCGUCACGCCCAUGGCGGAGGCAAAAGAGGAGGCCAGGCGGCCCCAGAUGGUGUACACGGCGCGCCACGCCACCGUCACCUUCCAGACGGACGGCGACACGUGGCGCGAGCAAAAGGAGAAGAAGGCGGCGCUCAUGGUGGGCAUCCUGAUCGGAGUCUUUGUGCUGUGCUGGAUCCCGUUCUUCAUCACCGAGCUGAUCGUGCCGCUGUGCUCCUGCGACAUCCCGCCCAUCUGGAAGAGCAUCUUCCUCUGGCUGGGCUACUCCAACUCCUUCUUCAACCCGCUCAUCUACACCGCCUUCAACAAGAACUACAACAACGCCCUGAGGAAUCUCUUCUCCAGGCAACGUUGAGCCAAUGUCCUCGUGAAAGUGCUUUGGAAGGAAACACCGGGACGCAAGCGGGAGGGAAUCCAAUCAAAGGAGAGCCGGGAGACAUACGACCACGGACGUACUGCGGGAGGAGGGAAGCCUCCACCCAGAGAGGACAGAAGCGCUCGCGGCUGGCGUUUACCAAACGGCUUGGACCGGCGCCGCUUCCGAGGCUAUUAGCCGCUGGGAGCUGACCAGUGAAGGAAACCGGACGCUGCUGGCAACUUCGUGAAAUCACAGCUGGAGGUACACCUGCACUCUCGGAAAAGUCUGGCAAGCAGACUCGAGGCAAACGCUAUGUUCCCCGUCAAAUUGGAGUAGCCUGACUGACUGACUGACUG